This is a messenger RNA of Nicotiana tabacum (common tobacco), 2069 nucleotides long. RefSeq lists its product as uncharacterized. Lineage: Eukaryota; Viridiplantae; Streptophyta; Magnoliopsida; Solanales; Solanaceae. The record is from RefSeq and is a predicted model, not a curated record. Gene Ontology annotation, molecular function: metal ion binding.
GAAAAACACUUCUCAAAAUAAGCUUAUUUUAGUGCGAAACUUGUUAUAAAUAGGAGUACGAAUUUCGGGAAAACAAUCCACUUAACAACGGUAAUAUUUUCGAAUUCAAACUUAUAUUUGAAUGGUAAUUUCGUAAUCACAGAAACCAGCCACAACGAAAGCUCUAAGCAUCAUCAACAACUCAAAAGAUGGAUUACGAACAACAACAGUACGAUAAUGUACUAGCAGACGGCGACAGUGAGUACGACGAUUCCGAUGAUUCACAAGAGGACCCAACUUUUGACGUUCUUGAGGAGACAAGAUCCAGUCUUUCAAAACUCUCUAUCAAUAAACACAAAUACAAGGAUAUGUCUGCUAGGCGUAAUGUUUCUAAGGCUAUGGACGAAUGCAUUGAGGGAGAGCAGGACGUGGAAAAGAUGGUGCCGGAGCUUGAUGAAAAAGAUCAGAAAAGUUAUGAAACUGUUCAGAAAAUAAUCAAAGCUGGUCAGAUUGAGAAAUUGAAAGUGGAGCAAUGUAAGGUUUACCUUAGGAAACAUGGGCUGAGAUUGACGGGGAGCAAAGAUGUACUAAUUCAGCGCAUUAAAGAGCAUACUGAUAUCGUUGAUGGUCAUGGCGAGGAGAAGUAUCCCCCGUCUAGUUUUAUAUUGAACUGCAAAGGGGAUGCAUGCACUGGGGAUGUUGUUAUGUUUGAACAAAAUGUAUAUGAAAUGUUCAGCAUUGCAUCCAGGAGUGCUACUGGUCCUCCCUGUGGUACAAGGAUAGUUGCAGGGCGGAUUGUGAAAGAGAGCUAUGGUGCGAAAAAGCAGCAACAUACCUUUACGGUUGAGGUAUUGUGGAGUAAAGGGGAGAAACCGCUGCCUCCACUGCAUCCUCUCCUCAUUAAGGGCAGAAACCUCUAUAGAUUGAAAACAUUGCGACAGAAAUGGGACAAUGAAGCAGAAAGGCAGAAAAUUUUAUCAGAAAAGCACACCAGAGGUUCUGUUGCUCGGUCUAACAGGGAAGCACGUGUCCAAGAAAAGGAAAUGCGAAAGAUGCGAACGGAAAAUAGGGUAAACACGGAUUACAAGGAGAAAAAAACAGAAGCUGGGAAUAAAGGUAGGAUGCCACAUCAUACCUUAAGCACAGAACACCAAAACAACAGAGUACACAGUAAAGGGAAACCAAUGCAUUCUCUCCCAACGAACUCAGUCAAAACGACAGAUCAGCCUCAGGUAGAGGUGGACAAGGGACAAAAAGAUGAAAAGGAAUACAGAAAUGUCAUACAGGAAAAUGUCUUCUCUAGAAAAAAUUGGCCAGAAGAAAGGCCUCAUCAGAGGCAGCCUUUGACUAAUGUGAACCUGAACACUAAUGGCUUCGGAAAUGGCGUCAAUUCCAAUCCUUCAAAGAGUCCAUUAAGAAUGCCUUACUCCAGUACGCAUAUGCCAAUGUGGAGAAGCUCUAACAAUGGAGGUUAUGUGAACAGCAAUAACAGUCCAUUAAGAAUGCACAACUCUAAUGCGCAUGUUCCAAUGUGGAGGGGCUAUCAUGAUGGGGGUUACAACAACUGCAAUACUAGUAGAAGUCCAUUGCGAGGACAUGGUCAUACCUAUACCAAUAGUCAUUCACAAAAUAUGAACUAUAGAUCUCCACAGAGAACUGAGCACUGGCAAGCAAGGAAUGGUUGGUGUAACGCUGGAGCAGUGGAGCGUCCAUUUCAAGGACAGCACGAGGAACAAAAGAGGCCUUGCCGCUUUUAUGCUCAAGGAAGAUGCUACUAUGGUCAUAGUUGCAGGUACUUGCAUGAUUCUGUAGAUACUUAAACAUUCAAGUGAAAGAGCAGCGAGUAAGCUUUGUGAGAUCUUCACAGAGCCACUAUUUUGGGUGACAAGACUUUUGUCUCAGGGAUAGAACCAUUCAUUGUUCACAAAAAGAUUGAAGAACAAAUUGUUCUGAUUUUGUUAAACAUUUUCUUCUAUUUGCGCAAUGUGCAAAACGAAGUCUCAAGCUUGAAUAGAAAAGGUGUGGUAAGUUGAUGACCACUAUGAUUGUCUGAAUUCUAAAUUUGUCAUGACAUAAAUUUUUAUUAAUUU